AUGAAGAGGAAAAUAUGGCUGUAUAUGGCAGAGUGGGAUCUGGAGAUCGCAAUUCUUCUGUCUCAACCGAGAGUUAUGGAUCGAACCUGCUGUUCCGUGAGGCGUCCAUAUCUAUGGCAAAAUCUAACUCUCCAGCGAGUUGUGGCUCACGUUGAACUUUUCAAACUCGUGUUUGAACGUCGAGAUGGCAGCCGGUCGUGGCUAGAGAAUGGAAUUCGAAUGUGGGAACAAGUGCUGCCACAUGAUCUCAAAUAUUCGACUGGGAAACUCCAAUCAGAUGGACCAGAAGGAAAAUUCCACCGGAUGUAUACUCUUGUUGCUAAGGUCACUGCGCAUAUCAGUCCAUUGGUACCCAGGCCAGGAAUGACCUUUGUCAAACCAGAGGAUAGGAGUGCUGUGACCGGCCAUUGCUUAUCGCUGGUGGAAUACUUACGGGACUUGAUUGAGCUGUUGCGGGUACAGGAGAUCAGAAUGUUGUUUCUCUCUUACUAUAUUUUCACAUCAAUUGCAAUAUUGUGCCAAGCACACCGCUUGGCGCCCGACAACCAGCUGACGGAGGUGGUUACUGAGAAAGCUCAGUGGGGGUACAACUAUUUGCUCAAGUCCGAGGCUACUUCCAACUUGGCAAUGGCACUCAUACCGGUGCUACCUGAGAAUGUCGAGUGCUCACAGAGUCGGGCAAGCCCUACUGAAGAUUCUGAAGCAGAACACUCCACCGAAAGCGUGGAAAUGACGGCAACAAUCCCCAGUAUGAACACUGAGAGUUUCUUUGAUACCUUACGUUCGGAAGAGCUUGAUGAAUUGGCAGGUGAAUGGCAACAGGGAGUCCUUAGCUCUAAUGAGGGUGCAUCAAGAAACCCGUAG
Molecule: messenger RNA, 864 nt
Organism: Fusarium mangiferae
Lineage: Eukaryota; Fungi; Ascomycota; Sordariomycetes; Hypocreales; Nectriaceae
Exons: 2
Coding region: 1-864 (287 amino acids)
Source: RefSeq, a predicted model, not a curated record